Messenger RNA from Pocillopora meandrina, 807 nucleotides. NCBI's taxonomy places the organism in Eukaryota, Metazoa, Cnidaria, Anthozoa, Scleractinia, Pocilloporidae. The record is from the annotation of a GenBank genome assembly.
AUGAAGCUGUGGUUUGUUGCUGCCGUCAUUAUCUCCGUUGCGUUUCCACCCGGUAAGUGAUUUCAUCGCAAAAUGCUUUUUUUUAAUCCACAUCCUUUCGAUUGCAGCACCUGUUUCUAAAAAGAUGUCGAUUCUUAAUAUUUUUCGGAUUUGCAAAAUAUUUUUGGAUUGUCCCUUUUCGGCUUCCGUAGAACCCUGCUCCUGGUAAUAAUACCGAUUCUUAAUAUAUGCAUGGGCAGAAAAAUAUCAGGAAUGUUCAGUGAGUAAACAAGGGUCCAGGUUAUCGAAAUGUUAAUUAAGGAUCAAAGCAAAUUGAAGUUGUUCCUUUACAUAAAUGAAAUAAUUAUGCAUAAAUUUUCAAAUUUUGAAGCUAAUUUCUCAUUUGGGAAAAACUAGGCCAGUUAAUAACGGUAAAAAUUGUUAUCUCACUCAUUUUCAUCUGUGCAUUCCUUGUCGUGUGUGUUUUCAGUUUUGAGUUUGAAAUGCAUGGCCUGCAGCAGUAUCGAGUCCUGGGAUAAAUGCAAAGAUUUGGAAGUAAGUAUGACCUGCUCAGCUUAUGCGUCCGAACGAUGUGUGAAACUCUACUCUAAAACUCCAUCAGUCGAAUCGUUCAUUCAAAUGUGCGGAACCGAUGCUUACUGUGAUGAAAAAACCAACCCUUCUUGUAAAGAAGCCAUUGGAUCCUAUGAGUGUGACGUCUACUGCUGCAAAGGCGACGACUGCAAUGGUGGCACAGGAACUCGCAUCAGCGGUAUUCUCUUGGUAUCAUGCGCUCUGGCCUCUCUGAUGAUCUUUUACAAAGCCUGA